CACACGUCCACGUCCCUCAACAUGACUCGUCUAAAGCUGAAGAAGUUAGAGGAGUAUCUGCAGUGCGUCGAUGGCUUCGAGAAGCCGAAGAUACUGCUUGAACAAUACCCAACCCCACCACACAUAGCUGCCUGUAUGACGCAUUGCAUGCAAGAACAGCACGGCGAUAUCGAAGGCAAACUGGUGGCUGAUCUGGGCUGUGGCUGCGGCAUGCUAAGCAUUGGUGCUACAUUGCUUGGAGCGCAGCUAACGGUUGGCUUUGAGCUGGACGACGCUGCCGUGGACAUUUAUCGGCAAAACGUGCUGGACAUGGAGCUGCCAAAUGUUGACUGCAUCCGUGCAAAUGUGCUCCAAUUGCCGUGCAGUAAGUGGGACAAUGCCUUCGACACAGUUGUCAUGAAUCCGCCCUUUGGCACCAAGCAUAAUGCCGGCAUGGAUAUGCGAUUCUUGGAUGUAGGCAUGCGAUUGGCCACAGGUGCAGUCUACUCGCUGCACAAAACAUCCACGCGCACCUAUAUCCAAAAGAAGUCGAAGGAGUGGGGCGCUCGUAGUACUGUUAUUGCUGAGCUGCGCUAUAACCUUGAGGCCAGCUACAAAUUCCAUAAGCAAAAGUCGAAGGAUAUUGAGGUUGACUUUUGGCGAUUCGACCUCAGCGAGCUGUGACACAGCUCACCAAACCACUAGCUUAGAAAAAGAGAAAUCAAUUUAAAUGCAUUUUUAUAGACAUUUUAAUAAUACAAAUCAA
Drosophila hydei is the source of this 745-nucleotide messenger RNA. It is a transcript of the gene Mettl5, whose product is annotated as methyltransferase-like protein 5. NCBI's taxonomy places the organism in Eukaryota, Metazoa, Arthropoda, Insecta, Diptera, Drosophilidae. The transcript has 2 exons. The record is from RefSeq and is a predicted model, not a curated record. Gene Ontology annotation, biological process: rRNA methylation. Gene Ontology annotation, molecular function: rRNA (adenine-N6-)-methyltransferase activity; nucleic acid binding. Bases 22 to 663 code for a protein of 213 amino acids.